UCGCUUGUGAUGUGUUUGUUUUGGAUGUGGUUCACAGGUGAAAUAUCCCGGCAAAAAGCGCAUUUUUAAAUUGAAUAAUUCCGAUCAAGAUAAAAGUGAUAAGAAUAAAUCCAAGCCUUUUCCAGAACCCAUCGUCAUUAUCCUUGAUUUUUUUGUGUUGUGCCGCAUUUUAGAAACCCGGAACACAAUUUAUUGGAAGACAAUGGAGGUUGAUGGUAAUGCGGUUUUAGCGAAAGCAUUGAAAGACCAGGGCAUCGAAUAUGUUUUCGGCAUCGUUGGAAUACCCGUUGUGGAGCUGUCCAUGGCAAUGCAAGCGGAAGGGCUUAAAUAUGUGGGAAUGCGUAACGAACAAUCAGCAUGUUACGCGGCGCAGGCAAUCGGAUACCUGACCGGAAAACCGGGAGUUUGUCUUGUGGUCUCAGGCCCGGGGCUGUUGCAUGUGACGGGAGGGAUGGCAAACGCACAAGUGAACUGCUGGCCGCUGCUUGUGAUCGGUGGCUCAACCUCGCAGGAUCACGAAGGAAUCGGAGGGUUCCAAGAGUGCCCUCAAGUGGAGUUGAGCCGCCCGUAUUGCAAGUACGCCGCCCGGCCGCCAAGCGUGUCGCUGAUUCCUCUGCACGUCGAAAAAGCUGUCCGGUUGGCUUGCUACGGUCGCCCGGGCGCUGCUUAUCUCGACUUUCCUGGCAACCUGCUUACGGCAAAGAUAACUGAAGAUGCCAUUCCGUCACAGUACGGCCACCCGGAACCACCACUAGCAUUCCCCGAUCCAUCGCUAAUCGCUCAAGUAGCUCAGCUUCUUACCAGCGCCAGACGGCCAUUGGUGAUUGUUGGAAAAGGUGCUGCUUAUGCGCGCGCCGAGCUGCAGAUUCGGCAGCUCAUCCAUCAAACGAACCUUCCCUUUUUACCAACGCCAAUGGGAAAAGGUGUUGUCCCGGAUCUGGAUCCGCAAUGCAUCGCACCUGCUCGCACCUUGGCCUUACAGAAGGCAGAUGUUGUGCUACUGCUCGGUGCACGGCUGAAUUGGAUGCUGCACUUUGGCCGUCCACCUCGCUACAGUGAGGACGUGAAGUUCAUUCAGGUUGACCUUCAGCCCGAGGAGCUACAUAAUAGCGUGCUGAGCAAUUUGGCGGUGCAAUCGCACAUAGUUCCGUUCACCGAACAGCUAAUUGACGCUCUUGCUAAGAAGCACUUCCGAUUCGACGACCGUCAGGAAUGGUGGGUAGAUCUGAAGGCGAAAUGCGACAAAAACCGUAAAACGGUAGAGCAGAUGGCGCUGAAUACGGAAACGCCACUGAAUUACUAUGCGGUAUUUACCCAUCUGCAACAAUACAUUCCGAAGGACGCUAUCAUCGUUAGCGAAGGGGCCAAUACGAUGGACAUUGGCCGUACGCUGUUGCACAAUAAACUAGCGCGCCACCGGCUGGAUGCAGGAACGUUCGGAACGAUGGGCGUUGGUCCAGGUUUUGCCAUUGCGGCGGCACUCUUUUGCCGGGAUCGGUUCCCGGGGAAGAAGGUAGUGUGCGUGGAAGGUGAUUCUGCAUUUGGGUUCUCCGGUAUGGAAUUGGAGACGAUGGUACGGUAUCAGCUGCCGAUUGUGCUGGUGAUUGUCAAUAAUGGCGGUAUCUACGCUGGGUUUGAUAAGCAAACGUACGAUGAUAUGCGAUCGGGAGGAGAUUUGACUCAGGUAACUCCAGCCUCGGCAUUGACCUACGAAACACACUAUGAGAAUAUGAUGCACAUGUUCGGCAUGAAAGGGCAUUUCGUUCGAACUAUUCCCGAGCUUCAGGUAGCCGUGAAAGAGUCGCUGAUUGCCACAGACAGGCCGAACGUGAUUAACAUAGUGAUUAGUCCGCAGGCGGACCGUAAACCGCAAGACUUCAAGUGGCUCACUGAAUCAAAGCUUUAAACUAUCGACAGGGGAAACGGGGUUUUUAGAAUUUUCUUGUUUGCUCACUAAAAGUGUUACGUUUUCAAUAUAUUGGGAUAACAAUCGGCCACGGUAUAGGCUUAGGGUACAAUAAAUCGGGGACAUUAAUUGACAAA
Anopheles aquasalis is the source of this 2043-nucleotide messenger RNA. It is a transcript of the gene Hacl, whose product is annotated as 2-hydroxyacyl-CoA lyase. The record is from RefSeq and is a predicted model, not a curated record. Lineage: Eukaryota; Metazoa; Arthropoda; Insecta; Diptera; Culicidae. Gene Ontology annotation, molecular function: thiamine pyrophosphate binding; magnesium ion binding; catalytic activity. Gene Ontology annotation, cellular component: peroxisome. Gene Ontology annotation, biological process: fatty acid alpha-oxidation.